Eimeria maxima is the source of this 534-nucleotide messenger RNA. Its product is annotated as 26S proteasome non-ATPase subunit, putative. The coding region runs from base 1 to 534 and encodes 177 amino acids. Gene Ontology annotation, biological process: protein deubiquitination; proteasome-mediated ubiquitin-dependent protein catabolic process. Gene Ontology annotation, cellular component: proteasome regulatory particle, lid subcomplex. The record is from RefSeq and is a predicted model, not a curated record. NCBI's taxonomy places the organism in Eukaryota, Apicomplexa, Conoidasida, Eucoccidiorida, Eimeriidae. The transcript has 4 exons. Gene Ontology annotation, molecular function: protein binding; metallopeptidase activity; proteasome binding.
AUGUCUGGUUUACCCCCUUCCCUUCGUGGUUUGCUGCAGCAAUUUGGUGGAUUAGUUGGUCCCUCUAAUGGAGGAGAAGCACAAGACUUGCCGGAUACAUCCGAGCAAGUUUAUAUUUCUUCUCUUGCUCUAUUAAAAAUGCUUAAACAUGGAAGGGCUGGUGUACCUAUGGAGGUGAUGGGUUUAAUGUUGGGGGAAUUUAUUGAUGAUUAUACAGUAAGAGUAGUAGAUGUAUUUUCUAUGCCACAAUCAGGAAAUAGUGUAUCUAUAGAGGCUGUAGAUUAUGUAUACCAAACAGAAAUGUUAGAAGAAUUAAAAAAGACAGGAAGACCAGAGAUGGUUGUUGGUUGGUACCAUUCACAUCCAGGCUUUGGUUGCUGGUUCUCUGGUACAGACGUAAAUACACAGCAAAGUUUUGAGCAAUUAAAUCAGCGAGCAGUUGGUGUAGUUGUUGAUCCAAUACAAUCUGUUAAAGGAAAAGUUGUUAUGGAUUGUUUUCGUCUUAUUAGUCCUCAUUUUAUGAUGCUAGGUUAG